Chenopodium quinoa (quinoa) is the source of this 462-nucleotide messenger RNA. RefSeq lists its product as uncharacterized. The record is from RefSeq and is a predicted model, not a curated record. The transcript has a single exon. Lineage: Eukaryota; Viridiplantae; Streptophyta; Magnoliopsida; Caryophyllales; Amaranthaceae. Bases 1 to 462 code for a protein of 153 amino acids.
AUGGGUCCACAAAGAAGGCUGGGAAUUUAUGUUGGGUUUGAAUCCCCCUCUAUAAUUAAAUAUCUUGAACCAUUGACUGGUGACUUAUUUACGGCUAGAUUUGCCGACUGUCACUUUAAUGAAGCAGUAUUCCCAGCCUUAGGGGGAGAGAAAGUGGACCCACGUAAGAAAGAAAUAGAACUUAUUUGGAAUGCAACACAACUGUUGAUGUUAGACCGACGAACAAAUAUGUGUGAACAAGAAGUCAAGAAAAUUGUUUAUUUACAAAGUGUUGCAAAUCAAUUGCCUGAUGCAUUUGUAGACACAAAGAAGGUGAAAAAAUCACAUAUACCAGCUAAAAAUGCCCCUGCACGUAUUGAAAUCCCAACUAAUAAUAAGGCCAUUGAGAAUGAAUCUCAAGCACGCAGAAAGCAUGGGAGACCACUUGGUUCAAAAGAUUCUAAACCAAGGAAAUUGAAAUGA